Molecule: messenger RNA, 5316 nt
Organism: Prunus dulcis (almond)
Lineage: Eukaryota; Viridiplantae; Streptophyta; Magnoliopsida; Rosales; Rosaceae
Exons: 16
Coding region: 87-1646 (519 amino acids)
Biological process (GO): RNA processing
Molecular function (GO): RNA methyltransferase activity
Source: RefSeq, a predicted model, not a curated record
CGCUAUUCUAUUUACCAUUGAGACAUUUCUAUCAGCCCUCUUUAUUUGUUUAUUAUCCAUUCCCGCCACAGAGCAACGGCGGAGCAAUGCCUCUGUGCUUCCUCUCCGUAUGUCCUCCUCCACCUCCACUCAUUACCUGCCACUUUUCCCCAAGCGCAGUGCGCGCUCCACCUGCUGUUUCAGCUCCAGCCCCAGCUUCAGCAGCUCCUUCUCGCUCGUUAAGCCCCAACGCAACCCCUCCGCCCUCGCUAACCUGCGCCCUCCACUGCCCACACUUCGAAUCGUGCUCCGGGUGUACCCACGAGUUCAAUCUCCACCGUCCGGUCAUCGUUGACGAGGCUACAGAGUUCUUCAAGGCCGUUGGAGUCUCAGAUUUUACAUUUGACAGUUGCAAACUGUGGGGAUGGAGGUGUCGGGCAAAAUUAGCCGUUCGUGGCUCAUCAGAAAACCCUCUGAUUGGGCUUUAUCAGGAGGGCACUCAUAAUGUAGUAGAUAUUCCUCAAUGCAAAGCUCAUCAUCCAAGUAUUAACGCCGCGGUGCAGCUGCUUAAACAAGGUAUUACUGAACUAAGCAUUGAGCCAUAUGAUGAAGAUGAGGGGACGGGUGAUUUACGUUAUGUGCAGAUGGCCGUGACAACACAUGAUACAUCUCUUCCUGCCUCUGAAAGAUAUAAAAAUGGUAAAGUGCAGGUAGCUUUAGUUUGGAACUCAAGAAAUGAAAAUUCCCCAAAUUCAGAAAAACUGAAUGCCUUGGCCAAUUUUAUAUGGAGAAAUGGUGGGACAAGAAGCAAAGUCAAUCUGGUUCACUCUGUAUGGGCCAACUUUCAGACAUCAACAAACAAUAUAAUUUUUGGGAACAGAUGGAGACAUCUUUUAGGAGAAAGAGACUUCUGGGAACAUGUUGGAGGAAUUGAUAUCUCCUUGGCUCCAUCCAGUUUUGGCCAAGCAAACACACGGGCUUUUGAUACCUUGCUCCGGAAGUUACAAAGGUAUGUCCCUCAAGGAUCAUCUGUAGCUGACUUGUAUGCAGGAGCUGGUGCAAUUGGAUUAUCAUUAGCUGUGACAAGAAAAUGCAGGUCUGUUAGGUGCAUCGAGAUUAACAAAGAAUCAAAACUAUCCUUUGAGAAGACAGUUGACCGGCUGCCAAACUUAGUAGAUAGCAGUAUCAGCUGGCAUCUUGCAGAUACUUCUAAAGAACCUCUUUCUUGGAUCACGGGAUCAGAUGUACUUGUUGUGGAUCCUCCUAGAAAGGGACUGGAUGCAUCUCUUGUUGAUGCAUUGCGGAGUAUAUCUUCAGCUGAGUAUAAAGCUAAGUCAUCCUCAGAGAGUUCAAGCUCAAAAGAAAAGGAUGAGAAGAGACCAUGGAUGCUCCGCGCAAGAGAAGCUUCAGUUCAGAUUGGGAGCAAAAUAACUUCAGAGGAUAGCAAAACAUUGCCUCGAACCCUUAUUUAUAUUAGUUGUGGAUGGGAAAGCUUCAAAGAGGAUUGCGAGUUGUUAUUGUCUAGCAAGGCAUGGAAGUUGGAAAAAGCCCAUGGAUAUAAUUUUUUCCCUGGAACCCAGAGCAUUGAGGUUUUAGCUGUGUUCAAGAGGGGCCAAGGUGUCAGCCUAAAGAAAAAGAAAUUAGGAAAGAAGAAGAAACGCUUGUGAAGAACUUUCAAUGUUGUAUUUUGCUGGGGUUAUUACUAGAAGAAGAGUAGGAUAAUCUAUCUAGUAGAGUGAGAAAAUAACAAAACCAAUACCUCUGUGUUGUUUUCCCUUUUGAAGGAUGGAAUUUUGUUCAUCAUCGACCGAGACAUGUGUGAUAUGAAUAGUUACAAGUGAAUGAAAUUGCAGAUUGUUGUGUAUCUACCUGACUCCUUUGGAAUUGGAUGAAAGAAUAAAUAAUUGAGUAAAAAAUAAUAAUAAAGAAAGCGAUGUCUUGCAUCAGGAAAGCUGCUAGUUCCGUUGGUUGAGGAGAAGACGUUUUCAGUUCCCCUUCUCUCUGCUUGUGGGUUUCGUGAGAUGUGGAAAGGCAUUCAAAAUGUUGUAAGCUAUUAAAUCCUGCCUGGUUAAGAUCCCAACAACGGGAGGCACCUAUAAAUGGAGCACACGUUGAGGUUAGUGAUAUUGGCCUUUACAAAUUUUAGUGUAUAACGAAAGACCAUCUUGAAUAAAUUUGCUCAAUGUACUGAAUGAAUAUGCUUAGGUGUAAGUAAGUUGUAACUCUAGUUAACAAGCGUAUGGUGUUUAGUAAAAUGAGAAUGCUUGAUCAACUUACCCCAGCUGCUUCAUACUUUGGCACAAUGAGCAAAUGACGGAGUCCCAGUUGUCUGAAAAGCACCAUAGCUUUUGCCACUGACAUGCUUUCCAUCACUGUAUAAGGUGUUGUAUUAGUGAGGGGAUGCAGAUCUACAUACAUCUCCAUUUCUUCACUUGUCACGGCCACCUCCUCGAUCUUUCCUUCCCUCUCAGCCAACUCAACCCAGGUAAAUUUCUCUCUCACUUCCCACUCCUCUGUUCUUCUUUUCUCUCUUUGGAACCAUUUCUUCUUCAGCACAUGAACAAGGUGAGCUCGAAGGAUUAGUCCAUGUACUUCUGUUGCCCCAACGGCCAAUCCUACUGGUGGCACCACUCCAUCAUCUAUAACAGGGAAACCAUUGUGUGUGGUGUUUCUCAGGACCUCCACAAUACGUUCCACUGUUUCAAUUCCACGAAGGGUGACUACUGGCAGCUUGGCAUCAGCAAGCUCACCUACGGUCAGAUUCCUCAUCCAUGGUUCUGGAUGUGCAUCCAAGAAAGGCAAACCUUUUAAAUGCAGUAUAAUCUCAUAGAUGCUUGGGUUGAAGCUGUCUCCUACUGUUUUAGCAAUUAGGAGGACAAUCAUUGUUAUGGGUAGUAAGAGGAGGUUGUUGGUGAGCUCAAGAAAUAUGACACAUAGUGAAACUGUCAUCCUCAUUGAUCCUGCCAUUAGAGAAGCUGCACCAAGAACAGCAAAAAGCCCCUGGUCAAUGCUCGUAUAGGAUUUCAUGGCGAUACCAAGCAUGCGGCCAUAAGCUGAGCCCAUAAGGAUGAUGGGGAGGAACAGUCCAGUUGGCACAGCAAUUCCAAAGGUAAACAAUCCUAAGAUGCAAUAAAGUGCGAAGAAGAUUAGGAGGGAGAUAGGAUGGUAUUCAGUGGAUGUGGUAGUUGAGAAGAUGUUUCGAACUGCAUCAUCAUUAGUGGCAAGGAGAAGAGUAGCCAGGUCAUUGUAGUGGCCAUCUGGGCAGUUGAAUUGUUUGAAGUUUCCAGACCCUUCAUUGGUGGGGCAGACAGACUCUGCAAGAGAGGAAUCACAGGGUGUGCAUUCGACGAGGAAAGGGAGACCAUAUAAGCAUGCAGAGGUAAAGAGUGAUACACUGAGACUGAGGAGGAGCUUGUGAACUUUACCCUUCCUGCCAAGAGAGUAAUUCAAGAAGUAAUUAUUACCAUCAAGUUGACAUCACAUUGUGUUGGUUGUCAAACAUGGAAUAACCAUUUCUUUCAGAUUACUAAAAGCAUGGUCAGCUGAGUAUAUUCUGGUGUUGGCUUAGCUUUGCAAGGUUACUUUACAUCCUAAAAUCCGCUUAUGUUUAUGACUACAAGAUUGAAGUUUGGAUUAGGUUGCUUACUGAUUUAUGAGAUUGUAUAGUCUGAGGAUCUUGUGGAGAAAAAAGUUGUACAGGCUUCCCAAAACUCCACCAAUAAUGCCAAUUACAACUACGGGGAUGAUAUCCAUCAUAUGGUACGUCACAGUAACAGUGCUUACAUCGAACAUGAUAAGCCCUCCUUUUCCAAAAAGCCCACAUCCCCCGGCAUUGCAUAUUUCAAUGAAAGUUCUAAGCACCAUGACCACAAUGGCUGUGCUGAAGAAAGUUCUCCAGAGAAGGGCACUCCUCCACCAUGUUGCCACCUCUUCAAGAGCAAACAGUACGCCACCCACAGGGGCUCGGAAAGCUGCACAUACCCCAGAGGCAGCGCCACAAGUAAUGAGAUCCCGGCGGUCACGGUCAUUAUUGAAGUAGCGGAGCCAGCGCCAUUUGAUACAGUGAUUGUCAGGUCCCCCUUGGCCUAGUAAGGAAGCAAUGCAGCUUCCAAUGUGCACUAGAGGUCCUUCUUUUCCAAGAUCUAGGCCUGCAGAGACAGCCCCAAUGCUUCCGAUUAUCUGCAACAUGAAAGUUUAUCAUGCCACUUAGCUUUAUAAACAGAAGAAAUUAAGUAAAAUCUCCCGUGUACAGUGUUAAGCAGUUUUAUUAUUUAGCUUUCUUUUUCUUUUUCAAUAUUGUAACUGAAUCUAAUUUUAAGAGUAGUUUAAUAGAGCAGUCACUUACUGAAAUUAUCUUGAGACAACAUUCAAUUUGCAAAAGCCAACCCACCUUGACAAUCAUUGUUGUAGCACCAAACAUAUUAGGAGUGUCCACUCCGUUUAGAUAAGCUUUGAUUUCAGGUAUACCGGGUCCGGCCGCAGUGGGUGCAAAACACACGCAGAGAACGGAAGCAACAGUGGUCAGUAGGAGAUUGGCCCCAGCUAAAUAGAUGAACCCCAUGAGGUGAAUAUAACAUUGAGAGUGUGGUUAGGAAUGCAACAAACCUCUCUUUCUCUAUGAAACUAACUGCGGCGAGAAGCUUGUAGCCAGCAAUAUUCUCAACUGCAAGGUUAAUGAGCGUGGCAAUUAUACCAGUUAAAAGUCCAACAAGGAAGGCGAGGAUCCAUUUCAAGAAUAUAUACUGCAAGACUUGGACUUUGGAUCUGCUUCUCCAGUCAUGCUUAAAGAGAUCAUUCUCGUUGAUCCUGCAUCAAACCAACUUCAAUUCAAUGUGAGGAUGAAGAGAACAAGGAUUUAGCAUUUGGGAGUUGCUUUUAAGUGAAACUAGAAAAUGGAAUGUGUUUUAGUUCUUACUCAUAGUCCAAGCUCUCUAUGUAGGAGACUUUUGCUCCAACUAUAGCCAGUGGACUGGAAGAGAGUGUCCGGUUUCUCCGGAGGAGUGGUUGGCUCAGUGAAAUGCUUUCUGGAUCUCUUUCUUCCCCAUCAUUAGAUUCUCCUUCCAUGUUGAGAGGAAUUGCAGCUGAUUCUGCUGCACAUUGGUUUGAAUUUUCCUCCAUCGAAACAAUGGAAGUUGCAGACACAGAGAGAGAGACACAGAGAGAGACAGAGACAGCUACUCUUAUUUGCUACGAAUGUUAGAUUGGCGAGAAGCUGUCAUGCAGUCCUAUCUAUGUAUCUUUAUAAAUAAAUACACAUAUAUUGACACUUGUUCGUUGUUGUACAUACAUGACAAUAGUGGCAUUACUCUAUGCAAUACAUAUACGAUGGCAUCUUCU